Symbiodinium sp. CCMP2456 is the source of this 837-nucleotide messenger RNA. The record is from the annotation of a GenBank genome assembly. NCBI's taxonomy places the organism in Eukaryota, Dinophyceae, Suessiales, Symbiodiniaceae.
AUGAGCACGGCCAGUGGGGAGCUGAAGAAGCAGCGCCCCAGUGCCGCUGGUCAGGAGCCGAAAACCCGGCGCCUCUCCUUCAUCAACUGCUCUGUAAAUCAGAUCGAAUCCGCCAUCCAGACAGAGUGGGCGGAUUGGCGGUUCAAUGGUGAUUUCUGGUCGACCAUAUUGACUGGGGACCCUGCAGUCGAGUUCCGCGUGCUGAGCAAUCGGACACUGGAGUACUGGGUCAGGACGUACAAUAGGUGGCAGGACAUGGGCCGAAGAUCCAAGUCUGCGCCGCCGAACAGGGCAGAUCUCGUGGAGUUAGAGCAGCCGCCUGGCCGCAACGGUGCAGGGUCCCACUAUGCAUCAGGUGACACCAUUGUGCCGCCAGGCAAGCUUGUCUUCUACGCCCACAGCGAUGUGGAGCCUCUCCGAACCUUGCACCUUCUCGACGAGGUUGGCAAUGUCGCCAUUGGUCUCUGCUAUAUGGGUAUCUAUGCGGACAUCAGCAUGAUCACGCCUGAGGCUCGCCGCAUUCUUACCUUCGACGGUGAGGUGUGCAUCAGUUCUACCACCCGCGAUGGUGUGAUCGCACACAUCCUCCCCAGCGCUGAGCGUCAGAUCGCGGAGACCGACGCGGGGACCGAGCGUCUUGCUGAUGCCCACAGGCAGGUUGCAGCUCGCAACACAGGAACUCCAAAAGGGUCUCCUGUUGCACCAAGCAUUCCGGCAGCUGCUCCCACGUACGGAGGGUACACGCAGUCCGAAUGGGACGAGUGGAGCCGCUCCCAUCAGCGCGGAACGUACUCGCAAGCCGAGUGGCAUGCCUGGAACCGCUCCCGCCGGUAUUGA